GUAAACGUUUAUAUGCGGACUGCAGUAUUGUAUUUUGACCAGUUAUUAAAGACAACAUGGCUGACGAAAACAAGACUGAAAGGGAAGAGAGCAAAAGUCCGGCCUCAAUACGUCGUGAGACCAGGUCGGACGGGCAUCUGCUGCGAAUGUCUCAAACGACUGAAGCCAGAGCUGCCACAAGAACAAGGAGUUAUUCUACCAACGAUUCAGAUGAGUUAGAAGAGAAGCUCUAUGAUGGACCUAGAAGAAUUUCUUUCUCUGAAGUUCUACUUGGCAGAAGAAGCUUGUUUAGUUCAAAUCAGCCUGUUGUCAACCAAACUGUGUUAGAAGAAAGUAUUAGCGCUCAGAGUUUGGCUGAACCAGAUGGAUUGUCGAUGUCAACUGAUAGUCACCAGGAAAGCCAAGAUACUUUGACCAACCAGAGUGGCGUGGAGCAACAGCCACCUCGUGAAACAACACAAACAGAUCAUUUAAACAAACGACUACUUGAUUCAUUUCUGUCACGACUUGGCAAUUUUGCUGGAGUGUUGACUCCGGGAACUGUCUAUCACAGUGAGCAUGCAAAUGAAAAUGAAAUUCAGGAAUCUGGGGAUUACAGUACUGUGUAUUCUGAUGACUUAUUGAUGGACAGGAUUUAUAGAAGAAUUAACAGUAAAAAUGGACAUAAGAAAUAGUAUCACAUGCAUAAUAUAUAGAUUUGUUUCUGUUAGCAAGGGUGUCAAACUCUAGCCCUACUGCUCCCUUUGUACAUACUGUACGUACUAUCCAAAUUCAAAUUUUUGUCUAGGCUUAGUCAGUUUUGGCUUGUUUCAUAAUUUCCUCUCUGGUUUGGAUUGUGGCUCUAACCAUGUUUUAAGUUAUGGCCCUUCUAUGGUUGAGUUUGGCACCCCUAUGCUAGAAUUAUCACGAGCCGAGGCCAUCGUCAGAAUGAUGUGCACAGCCAGAUUGGGAAAAGUAUUCCAUUGAUCAAUGCACUGUUAAAUUCCUUUGUGUCAAAUCCGAUGCAAAAGGCUUUCAAUAUUUCUAGGUUUUUAUUCUAUGAUUUUACCCCAAAUGUAUAUGCAUCUGACAUUCAAAUCAAAUCUUGAUCAUAAUUGUAUUAUUUUCAAAGAGAUAGUUUAUAUCAUCAAACAGCUUAGUAAUGUUGUCAGAUUAUUUGUGUUAUGAUUCCAAUGUAUAAACAUCAUACUAUGUAAUAUACAAAUAAUAAAUAAUCAUAUAUAUAUUCUUUAAUUUUGAUUUUAACAAUUUGAGGUAAGUCUAGAUUGAUGUCAGUGCCCUAAGGUGUGGUACUGAGAUAAACAUUUACUUAAAAUACACUGUAUAUAGAUUUCAUAAACAUCCUGCCAUACUAUAUUGAUUUUUAAUAAUUUUCUAGCCAGAAACAAAUCUUGGUUUUAUCUAAAGUUUUAUAAAUAUAUUCCACCCCAGUUUUGUUAUUGAAUUUUAAGAUUUUGUUCAUUUUUCUGUUUUACUGAUGUUUAGUACCUGUUCAUGAUAUGCCUAAAGUUGGAAGUAUGUAAUCCUGUACAUGAUUCUAAGAUUGUGAUGGUAAUAUGAGAAUGAUUAAAUAUAUAAAAUCAUUUA
Rhopilema esculentum is the source of this 1587-nucleotide messenger RNA. RefSeq lists its product as uncharacterized. NCBI's taxonomy places the organism in Eukaryota, Metazoa, Cnidaria, Scyphozoa, Rhizostomeae, Rhizostomatidae. The record is from RefSeq and is a predicted model, not a curated record.